Molecule: messenger RNA, 2397 nt
Organism: Benincasa hispida (wax gourd)
Lineage: Eukaryota; Viridiplantae; Streptophyta; Magnoliopsida; Cucurbitales; Cucurbitaceae
Product: cation/H(+) antiporter 4-like
Biological process (GO): regulation of pH; proton transmembrane transport
Cellular component (GO): endomembrane system; membrane
Molecular function (GO): antiporter activity
Source: RefSeq, a predicted model, not a curated record
AUGGCUUUCAAUAUCACCAUUUACAACGAUGUUUUUGGUGCGGAUAAUGGGGAUUUCCUCACCCUCUGUUUGAGUACUCCUCCAAAGAUUAAUUCCAAUGGCAUUUGGGAUUUUGUUUUUGGGUCUUCUUCUAAACUCAGAACUUCUCCUCUUCCAUUGUUGGAGCUUCAAAUGCUGGUUAUUUUCUCUGUCAUUAUCCUCCUCCAUUUCUUCCUCCAGCUUUUUGGCCUCCCUGUUUUUGUCUCUCAAAUGAUUGCUGGGUUGAUACUUGGAUCAUCAUGGAGGGGAAGUUUUAGGUCAUUUGAUAAAUUCAAAGAUAGUAUAUUUUCCAUUGCAUCUCAAGAUAUAGUGGGUUUGCUGGCAGGGUUUGGUUACACACUUUUUGUGUUUCUCAUUGGAGUUAGGAUGGAUUUAAGUGUGGUUAAGAGAUCAGGAAGACAACCUUUGAUAGGUGGUGUUUUAUCAAUAGUUAUUCCUGUAAUACUUGGGUCAUUGGCAGCAUUUGGUUUCUCAAGAAUUGGGAAAAAACAUGAAAUAGCUAACAUGGAGUUUGUGGCAGCAAACCAAUCAUACACUUCAUUUGCUGUUGUGGUUUGCCUGCUUGACCAUCUCAAAAUUCUGAAUUCUGAUGUUGGUCGUUUGGUACUUUCCACUACAAUAGUAGCUGAUUUGGUUGGUCUGAGUUUCUCCUUCAUAGUUACUGUUGUUGAAAAUUUUCAAAGCCAGGCUGCUUUGAAUGCUUUGAUGACUCUUGCUUUGGCAAUUGCGUCGAUGGUUAUUGUCGUGUUCAUCUUUCGCCCUGCGAUGCUCUGGAUCGUUAGGUCCACGCCAAAUGGAAGGCCUGUUCCAGAUGGAUACAUAUGCAUCAUCAUUCUAUUGGUACUUGUAUCUAGUGUGACUUCAAACAUUAUGGGACGAACCGUUUACACCGGGCCAUUUAUCUUGGGUUUGGCUGUGCCUGAAGGACCACCAUUAGGAACCAGUCUAGUGAAUAAACUUGACGGCAUUAUUACUUCACUUUUUGUUCCACUCUUUGUCACUAUUUCUAUGAUGAAGGUUGAUCUUUCAUUCCUUCCCUACGAUGGAGCAUUUUUGACUCAUUCUACUAUUGUGAUCUUAAUAACCUCUAUUGGAAAAAUGGCCGUCUCUAUUGGUACUUCUCUAUAUUUCAAGAUGUCUUCUCAUGAUGCCUUGGCGUUUGGCCUCAUAAUGUGCAGCAAAGGCAUUGUAGAGCUUGCUGCUUGCUCUUACUUUUAUGACAGCAAUUUCCUAAGUGAGCAGACUUUUGCAGUGUUGACUGUUGAUAUUUUGAUUUUCUCGAUACUGAUGCCGAUGCUCGUGAAAUGUUAUUAUGAUCCUUCAAGAAAAUAUACUAACUAUCAGAAAAAGAACAUUCUCAAUUUGAAGCCUGAUGCUGAGUUGAGCAUAUUAGGAUGCAUUCAUACACAGGAUGAUGUUCCUGUCUUGCUUAACCUUCUCAAUGUGUCAUGUCCGACCGAGGAGUCUCCUGUCUCUCUAUAUGCUCUUCACCUCGUAGAAUUGGUUGGUCGAGCCACCCCGGUUUUCAUUACACAUGAGCUUCAUGACCAAAAAAGUUCAUCCGAAGUGAUGGUCUCUGAUAGUAUAGUUCAAAUGCUUCGCAAGUACGAAAGGAGCAACGAAGGUGUUGUAUCGGUUGAGGUAUUCACCGCAAUCGCUCCAAUGAAACUAAUGCAUGACGACAUAUGCACCGUAGCGGUUAACAAACUCACUUCCCUUAUAAUCCUUCCAUUUCAUCGAAGAUGGACAAGGGAAGGAUUCGUGGAAUCAGAGGAUAACACGAUAAGGGCGUUAAAUUGCCAAGUCCUUGAGCGAGCACCGUGCUCGGUGGGAAUCCUCAUUGACCGUGGCCAUCUUUCAAGCUAUCGUCUGUUUGGUGGUUCAUGUACAUCGUUAUUACAGGUUGCAAUGAUUUUCCUUGGUGGUAAAGACGAUAGGGAAGCAUUUUCAUUAGCUAGACGCAUGGUUAAAGAGCUGAGCACUUCUCAACUCACAGUGAUACGCCUACUCGCAGAAGAUGAGAGCAUUAGCCAUUGGGAGACAGUUCUUGACACGGAGCUGCUGAACGACGUGAAGCAUAGUUUUGUGGGGGGCGAACCGUUUAGGUACGUGGAAAAGAGAGCGGAUGAGGGGUCAGAGACAGCAGCAAUAGUAAGAUCCAUUGGUGAUGAAUAUGAUCUCAUAGUAGUUGGAAGAAGAGAUGGAGUUGAUUCUCCACAGACUUCAGGUUUGAUGGAAUGGAAUGAGUUUCCUGAACUUGGAAUCAUUGGGGACAUGCUUGCUUCUGCUGAUUCACAUUUUAAAGCCUCCACCUUGGUGGUUCAACAACAGCAACAAUGGUCAUUUUACAGGCAAUGA